Molecule: messenger RNA, 1743 nt
Organism: Aspergillus melleus
Lineage: Eukaryota; Fungi; Ascomycota; Eurotiomycetes; Eurotiales; Aspergillaceae
Exons: 5
Coding region: 1-1743 (580 amino acids)
Molecular function (GO): monooxygenase activity; oxidoreductase activity, acting on paired donors, with incorporation or reduction of molecular oxygen; iron ion binding
Source: RefSeq, a predicted model, not a curated record
AUGGUCCUUCACCCAGCACGUCUAACCAGUUUUCUAGCGGGUGUGGCAACGCACUUGAUUAUCUUCAACCGUGGAGAAUGGGAUCGAUCCUCGCCCAAGAUUGCGGUGGCAUUCGGUGCCAUUGCGGUCGUCUCCAUGUUGUUGUUCUUCAACUUCAAGGGAUGGUCUCUCGUCUUAUUCUCCCAGCUUAGCAUCUUGUAUGCGUCCGGGAUUCUGUUGAGCAUUUUGCUCUACCGUCUGUUCCUGCAUCCGUUGCACGAGAUCCCGGGCCCAUUCCUGGCACGCAUCACCGUGAUGUGGCGAAGGCCAACGUUCAAGUCUGUUUGGACUGAUCAUCGUCGGUAUGGCGAUUUCGUUCGUAUUGGUCCACGAGAAGUGUCGAUCAACAAUCUUGACGGUUUCCACCAGAUCCAUGGUCCCGGUUCUCCUUGCGUCAAGGCUCCGAUUUAUGAAUGUAUCAUGGAACGGACAUUGCAUAUAACACGCGAAUACCCAAUGCUUACUGCGAGAACAACUAUGUGGGAGAAGUCACUGGAUCAUAAGGAUUGUCUCAAGGGUUACGAAGCCAUCAUUCAAAAGCACUGUGAGACUUUCGUCGAGUGCCUGAAAUCCAGGUCCUAUUCACAGUUCGACAUCACCGAGUUACUCAGGUUCUUCUCCUACGACGUGAUGGGUGAUCUAGCCCUGGGUCAAUCUUUCGAUAUGGUCAAGUCUCAGAAGAUGCACUCGGCCCUGCUGCAGGAAAGCUUCAUGCAAGACUUUGUAGGAUCGUUCAAGUGUGCUCCGUGGUUGGUUACUCUACUGAAGAAGCUAUCAUUCAUACAGGACCUACGAGCUGCUUGGUUUGAUGAUUGUGCCAAUUUGCUCGACGAGCGGCUCAAGCUAGGUCAGCAACGCGAGGACCUCUUUUCUUCCCUUCUCAGCUACGCCAAGGCCAUGAACAAUAGACCUGCUUCCAUGCGUCAUUCGCUUUUAGAUGACGCAGAUCUCGCCAUGUCGACCGGAACCGACAGUAUCGCAUAUACCCUCUCGGCCUUGAUGUGGCUUCUCGCAACCCAUCAGAAAAAGCAAGAGUUGCUGCAUGAGGAAGUUCGUCGCUUCCCACCCAGCAACUCCGGUUUUAACCAUGAUUACACCAAGGCCGGCGCGUCUUAUUUGGACGCAUGUAUCAACGAGGCCCUGCGGUUGUAUCCGGUUGUCCCUGGCGGAAUUCAGCGUUUGACUCCGCCCGAGGGCCUUGCUAUCGCAGGGCAGUUCAUUCCAGGAAAUACAAUUGUCUCCACGCCAAUCUGGAGCAUGCACCGUGAUCCACGCUACUUCGUUGCCCCCAACGAAUUUAUUCCUGAGCGCUGGACUACUCGACCGGAUCUUGUCCUCAAACGGGACGCCUUCGUCCCCUUCCUGACCGGGCCGUACGGAUGCCCUGCGCAGCAAUUCGCUGCCAUGGAGAUCCGCAUGCUCAUCAGCUGGGUCGUGUACGACUUUAAGCUCCAACCUCGAGAAAACAACCGCAUUGAUGGAGAGAACGUUAUCAGGAAACCGGGCCCUGUGGAGAAAUUCAUCCUCCAGUUCCCGGCUCAUCAAGUAAAAUUUACGCCUAGGGAGAAGCGUCCUUCGACAGAAGAGGCUUUCCGCGAGGAAGUAAGCAAGAUGUUUCCGAGGUCUCCUAAGAGAAAUGAUGAGUAUAUGAAAAGGCUUCAACAGGAGAAACGGGUGUAUUCUAAGGAGCGCCGUCGCUUCUAG